This is a messenger RNA of Aureobasidium melanogenum CBS 110374, 387 nucleotides long. RefSeq lists its product as uncharacterized. The transcript has a single exon. Lineage: Eukaryota; Fungi; Ascomycota; Dothideomycetes; Dothideales; Saccotheciaceae. The record is from RefSeq and is a predicted model, not a curated record. The coding region runs from base 1 to 387 and encodes 128 amino acids.
AUGAAGAUCUCUACCUUCUUGACCUUCUGCCUGGGUAUGGGUAUGCAGCUGGCAACUGCCGCUCCCAUCAACACCACCAACACCGACAUCACCGUCGGCAAUCCUCUGUCCACCAACCUUACCACCACCGCCGUCAUCAACAGCGAACACGUCAAGCGCGACGGCAUCAACUGGGAAUGGUGGUGUGACUUCUGGUGGGAGCCAAUCUGUGGCGGAAAACCACCGGCAUCAGCAUUCAACGCUCCUUUCAACGAGACCACUGGAGAAUUUAUCAACGUCACCACUGCAGAAAUGUUCUUCGAGCUCUCCAAAACAAAUCCUAUCAAACGUCACCAACCCAGCUUCUGGAAAGUGCUGCACUCUCGUCUUUCGCCACAGGAAGAAUGA